UUUUAUUUAUUGUAAUGUAUAUAUUUAAUGCAGAUAAGAAUUAAGAGAAACAAUUUGUGAUGAAUUGCCUAAUCAAUCCACACAGUAACAACAAUGAUAAUAAUAAUAAUAAACUUCAAAACAGUAUAUUAAUUGAGUAGAAACUUGUUUUUUGUAGCCGGCCCAAGCCCGACCCGUUCCGUUAAACUAUGGUCCUUUGUUUUUUUUUUUUUUUUUUUUUCUUUUUCUUUUUGAGGCGACUAUGGUCCUUUGUUAAUAUUCAUCUUUCAGGUUCCAAAAUGAACUGAAACUUCAAUUUCGCGCCUCUCUUUCUCUCAGAGUUCGCAGAAUAAGAAAAAAGAAAGAGUUGAACUUAAUCACUACAAUGGAAGAUUUCAAUAAUCUCACCGGAGAAAACGAUGAUGAAUCAGAAGAAUUAGUACAAGAAAGAAAAGGCAGUGUUUUCUUGCAGCUAAAACCUUACUGCUUAGAGCUUCUAGAACUUGUUCAAAACCCUAAAAAGGACUCCUCUGCAAUCCCUUCUCUGCUCCGCUUCCUUCAAUCCUCUCCCUCUGUUUCUCUCCAACCAUUCUUUGACUAUACUUUGUUCCCCUUGCUGCUUCUAUUGGAUGCAGCAGUUGAUAGCAGAUCACAAAAGAAGAAUGAUAUUGAGAAGAAUGCUGCUGCCACAAAUACUGUCUCAAAGUUGCCUCAUAAAGUCAGCGACAGAGUGGCAGAAGCUGUCUUGCAAUGUUUGGAGGAACUUCUUAAAAAGUGUAAUUUAGGAUCUGUGGAUCAGAUGAUUGUACUGAUGAAAAAACUGACUCAUGCGGCUUUGCUUUCUCCCCUUGAGGCUUCUGAAGAGUUUUGUGAAGGAGUAAUAAAGUGUUUUAAGGCUCUACUUUUGAGAUUAUGUCCAUGCUCAGAUGAAGCUUGCUCUUGUAGGCAAAGUCUCGGUUUGCCUGCAUUGUUAAAAAGUGCAGAUAUGCAAAUUUGUGAGACUUCAAAUUCUGAUGCAGAACAAGGGGAAUGUUUACUUGCAUUUCUCCAGUCUCAAGCUGCUGCACCUGGUGUUGGACACUGGCUAUCACUUCUGCUCAAGGCUGCAGAUAUUGAGGCCACAAGAGGACAUCGAGGCAAUGCGAAGAUCCGUGUUGAGGCCUUUCUGACCUUACGUGUUCUUGUAUCUAAGGUCGGGACUGCAGAUGCAUUGGCUUUCUUUCUUCCUGGCGUCAUUAGUCAAUUUGCUAGAGUUUUGCAUGUGUCAAAAACAAUGAUAAGCGGGGCAGCUGGAAGUGUAGAGGCUACUGACCAUGCAAUUAGAGGCUUGGCCGAGUAUCUUAUGAUAGUUCUUUGUGAUGAUGCUAAUUUCUCUAGCCUUGAUGUCUCUUCAAAUGAUUUGGCUGGGUUUAGUGUGAAUAAUAAUGAAUCUAUCCAUUCACUUCUGGAUGAGCUUCGCCAUUUGCCCAAUAGCAAUCAAGGUAAGAGAGAUAAGGUGGCUGAAGAAUCGAACGGUGAAGCUUUAAAUAUAGGUUCCCCUGCGCGCAACAAAUUUGGAAAGGAAAUAGGGUCCUUGCAUGUGGACCGUACAAGAGAUUGGAUCAAGAAAACUGCAGUGCAUCUGAAUAAAGUUUUAUCUGCUACCUUUCCACAUAUUUGUGUUCAUCCAGCAAAAAAGGUGAGAGAAGGACUGCUGGGUGCCAUACAAGGACUCUUGUCAAAGUGCAGUUACACUCUAAAGGAUAGCAGAUUGAUGCUUCUGGAGUGCCUAUGUGUCUUGAUUGUUGAUGAUUGCAAAGACGUGUCAACUCCAGCUCAACAGUUUCUUGAAUAUCUUUUCUCUUCAAGUGGCAAACAUCAUGUGCAACACGAUAUGACUGAAAUAUUUGGCAGUCUCAUUGAGAAGCUUCCAAAAGUAGUGCUGAGGAAUGAGGAAUCGCUCACACUCUCACAUGCCCAGCAAUUACUUGUGGUGAUAUAUUAUUCUGGCCCUCAGUUUGUCUUGGAUCAACUUCUUUCUCCGGUAACAGCUGCAAGAUUCUUGGAUGUUUUUGCACUCUGUCUGAGUCAGAAUUCAGCGUUUACUGGUGCUCUCGACAAGCUAACUUUAGCAAGGUCACAUUCUGCUGGAUACCUUCCUUCCAUUGCUGAGCUGAAAGCUGGUUCUCAUUUUGCCAAUAAUUACCAGGUCAUCAUGGAUGCUGCUCCGUCUGAUAUCUCAAAGUUCAGUGAUGUUCAAGGAAAAAGAACCCAAUACUCGUCAAAAACUGUGGAGAGUAAUUAUGAACUUCCUCGCAUGCCCCCUUGGUUUGCUUAUGUUGGCAGUCAGAAGUUAUAUCGGGCUCUUGCAGGAAUUCUUAGACUAGUAGGUUUAUCUUUAAUGUCAGACUUCGGAAGCGAAGGGCAUAUGUCAGUUGUUACAGAUAUUCCACUUGAUUACCUCCGUAAACUGAUAUCUGAGGUCCGUGCUAAGGAUUACACUAAAGAGACUUGGCAGUCUUGGUAUAACAGAACUGGCUCAGGACAAUUACUACGGCAUGCCAGCACUGCAGCAUGUAUCUUGAAUGAGAUGAUAUUUGGUCUAUCAGACCAGUCAAUUGAUAGUCUCACAAAAAUGUUUCACAAAUCCAUGGUUAAGGGUGAAGAGAUUCAAGAAUUUGAUGCAAGAGGUGCCGGUAAUCAGCCUUGCACAUUUGAGUGUCCUGAGCUAACUCGAUCUAUUUGGAAGCUUUCACUGGAGAAGGCGUCUAGGGUUUCCUUGAUUGAAUGCAUCGGUAGAAUCUUACAUGAAUAUCUAUCAUCUGAAGUGUGGGAUCUUCCAAUGGAUCACAAACCUUCUCAUGUUCAACCUGAUGAUGAAGUGGGAGAAAUUACUUUGCACUUCUUUCAUGAUACUGCUAUGCUACACCAGGUUAUUAUUGAUGGAAUAGGCAUCUUUGCUGUGUGUCUUGGAAAAGAUUUUGCUUCGAGUGGAUUUCUUCACUCAUCUCUUUAUCUGUUGCUCGAGGGUCUUAUAUCCUCAAACUUCCAUGUUAGAAUUGCUUCUGAUGCUGUCUUACACGUUCUUUCAGCUACAUCUGGCUGUCAAACGGUUGGGCAAUUAGUCUUGGAAAAUGCGGACUACAUAAUUGAUUCAAUAUGUCGGCAAUUACGUCAUUUGGAUCUUAACCCACAUGUGCCUGGUGUUCUUGCUUCCAUGCUUUCUUAUAUUGGAGUGGCUCAUAAAAUAAUGCCCUUGUUGGAGGAACCGAUGCGCUCUGCAUCACAAGAACUCGAGAUCCUUGGCAGGCAUCAACACCCAGAAUUAACUAUUCCCUUUCUGAAGGCUGUAGCUGAAAUUGCCAAGGCAUCAAAACGUGAGGCUUCAUCAUUGCUUGCUAAUGCAGAAUUGUAUCUUAGUCAUGUUAAGGCUAAAGUGGAAAAGGAAGUUAGACUGGAAUCCAGACAAGGUUCACCCUCACAUUCUGACAAUCACACUAAUAUGUUGCAAAUGGAAUGCGAUCAAUGGGAGAAUAUUUUGUUCCAGUUGAAUGAUUCCAGAAGAUUCAGAAGAACUGUGGGAUCUAUUGCUGUUUCAUGCUUAACAGCUGCAACCCCUCUACUGGCUUCAGUGAAGCAAGCAGCAUGCCUGAUAGCCCUUGAUAUAGUUGAGGAUGGCAUGACAACACUGGCCAAAGUGGAAGAAGCUCAUCGGUACGAGAACCAAACUAAAGAAAUGAUUGAAGAUGUGAUUCGUUCUUACUCAUUCUACCAUCUUCAUGACACUUUGGAGGCUGCUGAGGAAGGAAAUAAUGAGAACAGAUUGCUUCCAGCAAUGAAUAAAAUAUGGCCUUUCCUGGUUGCCUGUAUUAGAAACAAAAACCCAGUGGCUGUUAGAAGAUGUCUAAGUACGGUAAGCAACGUAGUUCAAAUCUGUGGAGGAGAUUUCUUUUCACGUCGCUUCCACACUGAUGGGACACACUUCUGGAAACUUCUUUCUACAUCCCCAUUUCAGAAAAGACCAUUCUCUAAGGAAGAAAGGAUCCCUUUGCAACUUCCUUGCAGAAGCACUCCUACUUCUCCAGAGGACUCUAUGGCUGAAGUUUCAAGCCUGAAAGUCCAGGCUGCAGUGCUCAACAUGAUUGCUGAUUUAUCCAGAAACAAAAGGAGUGCUUCAUCAUUGGAAGCAGUCCUUAAGAAGGUUAGUGGUGUCGUUGUGGGGAUAGCUUGCAGUGGUGUUGCUGGGCUGCAUGAGGCUGCUGUUAAUGCAUUAAAUGGACUUGCAUCUAUUGAUUCUGAUCUCAUUUGGCUUCUACUAGCUGAUGUAUAUUACUCUUUGAAGAAGAAAGGCCAACCUUCGCCUCCCACUUCAAGUUUCCCGCCAAUGUCUCAGAUUUUGCCGCCUCCACUUUCUCCAAAAGGGUACCUCUAUGUACAGUCUGGAGGUCAAAGCUAUGGUUUUGAUAUUGACUUGUCCUCUGUAGAAGCUGUGUUCAAGAAACUACAUGCCCAGGUCUUUAGUAAUCAAAUGUAUAUAUGAAAAGUAUGUAAAAAGUUAUUUGUGAAAUACAAUGCACUAGAAAUUCAAAGAGUUGCCAAGUCAUAGUGUCCUUUGAUCUUCAUUAUAGUUUCUUUUCAGAGCAGCUUUUGUUCUUUAGUCAGGUCUGAUAUUUGAUUAGUAGGAUUUUGUAAGUCCAUGCAGACUGAUAUCUUAAAAUGAUUUUGUAUCAAUUUCUCUUCUUCC
Ricinus communis (castor bean) is the source of this 4702-nucleotide messenger RNA. RefSeq lists its product as uncharacterized. Gene Ontology annotation, biological process: chromatin remodeling. The transcript has 17 exons. The record is from RefSeq and is a predicted model, not a curated record. Bases 365 to 4498 code for a protein of 1377 amino acids. NCBI's taxonomy places the organism in Eukaryota, Viridiplantae, Streptophyta, Magnoliopsida, Malpighiales, Euphorbiaceae. Gene Ontology annotation, cellular component: cytoplasm.